AUGAAGUUCCAGUGGACAUCUGGUCUCGUCCUCGGGGCGGUGGCCGUCGACGCCUUCAAGCCCGCUGAAUUUUCCUACGAAUCCUCCGAAGCAGAGCGCGUUGAUAUUGCCAAAUCUGUGUCUGGCAGGAUCAAAUACCAAUCUCCUCCUCCCGAUUCUGACCUGAUUCCCAAAAUCAAUGCCAAGGAUCCGAGCGAGAAUUGGAAGGUCCAGUGCUCCAGCCAGUAUGAAGGCAACGAGUGCGAAUAUGCCAUUGACGACCGGAGCGAAAGAUACUGGCACAGCGACCCUACGAAACAAGGGGAGGCUUCCUGGAUCGUCGUCGAUCUCCGCAAAGAGUACUACGUUUCCGGUCUGACCAUGCUGCCUCGGCUGGACAAAAGUGUCGACCAUGGCCAGAUUGGUGAACACCGCAUCUCUCUCUCUCGGGACGGCGGGAACUGGACAGACGUUGCAUAUGGGACCUGGGGAUCAAACAAGAGUCCCAAGAUGUCGGCCUUUAUCCCCAAGCCUGCUCGUUUCGUCAAGCUCGUCGCCGAAACCGAAUCCCGUUCGGAUCGGUCGCAGGUCAAGAACGGGCAGAUCUCUAUCGUCAACCUUGCCGUUUACUCCUACAACGAAGGCACUUUCCCCGAAGAGGAGCCCAGCAGGGGUGUUUGGGGGCCCACAAUUGAUCUACCCAUCGUCCCGGUGUCCUCUGCUGUUGAACAACAUGGUGACAUUAUCAUGUGGUCUGCCUGGGCUGACGACCAGUUCUUCGCCUCCCCCGGUGGGAAGACCCUGACCACCACCAUGAACCGCGAGGGCAUCAUCACCCAGAGCGAGGUCUUCGAAACCAAGCACGACAUGUUCUGCCCGGGUACCUCCAUGGACAUUGAUGGUAAUAUCAUCGUCAGUGGUGGUGCUGACUCCGGUCGCACAAGUGUGUACAAUGGCACGGCCUGGGUGAAAGGUCCCAGCAUGGCGAUUCCUCGUGGCUAUCACGCUUCGACCACCCUCUCCGACGGUCGGAUUUUCACAAUCGGGGGGUCCUGGAGCGGUGGAGACAAGGUACAAAAGAACGGCGAGGUCUACGUUCCCGGUGAGAAUGCAAAGUGGGAAAGACGCCCGGGCGCCAAGGUCGAACCGAUGAUGACCGACGACCGUCUGGGCGCAUGGCGGGCCGAUAACCACGGCUGGCUCUUUGGCUGGAAGGAUGCGAGUGUCUUCCAAGCUGGUCCCAGUAAGAUGAUGCAUUGGUACAAUGUCGAUGCCAAAGACCACAAGGGUAGAGUCAAGGGUUCCGUGAAAGAGGCCGGCACGCGUAAAGAGGACCACGACUCCAUGUCCGGUAGCGCCGUCAUGUACGAUGCCACCAAGGGUAAGAUCCUCACCUUCGGUGGCCAGCGUCACUACGACGGCUCCUAUGGUUCCAAAAACGCACAUAUCAUCACUUUGGGAGAUCCCUAUCAAGAGCCUCAGGUGGAGGUGGCCGGCAAAGGCCCCGACGGUACCGGUGAAGGCGGCAUGAACUACAAACGUGUUUUCCACACCUCUGUCGUCCUUCCUAAUGGCAAGGUCUUCAUUGCUGGUGGACAGAGCUGGGGCAAGCCCUUCCACGAAGGGAACAUCAGUUUCACGCCCGAAAUCUACGAUCCCGAGACCGACACUUUCGUGAAGCAGAGCCGCAACAACAUCAAGCGUGUCUACCACAGUAUCUCCAUGUUGCUGCCCGACGCUACCGUUCUCAAUGGUGGCGGUGGUCUCUGCGGGAACUGCUCUGCCAACCACUACGAUGCUGAGAUCUUUACUCCUCCAUACCUCUUCACUGCCGACGGCAAGAAAGCCACCCGUCCACAGAUCAUCCAGGUCGUCAACGGAGGUGCGCGAGCCACCGUUGGCAAGGUGCUAAGAUUCCAGACAGACUCUGAAAUCAAGUCUGCCGCCUUGGUCCGUCUCGGAACUACCACCCACACUGUUAACACCGACCAGCGUCGUGUUCCCCUCGACCUCAAGCCACUGUCUCAAAACAGAUACGCCGCCCGGCUCCCUGACGAUGCGGGCAUUAUUCUCCCUGGGUGGUAUAUGUUGUUCGUUAUGAAUGGCGAGGGUACCCCCAGUGAGGCUACGAUGGUCAAGGUUGAACUCCCCCCUCGUGCUAGACAUGAGUCCAGCAAAUACGAGGAAGAAGAGGAGGAGGAGGAGGAGGAGGAGGAUCUUGAAUUUUUGUAUCCCGGAGAGGCUCAUGACUGCGACCACGAUGAUGAAGAGGGCAAGGGAAUAAUAUCCCUUAUCUUUACUUCGUCCAGCAACUUCUGGAAGACCUGGAGGUCUCCCCUAGUCACCCAGGCUUGA
Molecule: messenger RNA, 2334 nt
Organism: Aspergillus thermomutatus
Lineage: Eukaryota; Fungi; Ascomycota; Eurotiomycetes; Eurotiales; Aspergillaceae
Product: putative galactose oxidase
Exons: 1
Coding region: 1-2334 (777 amino acids)
Molecular function (GO): protein binding
Source: RefSeq, a predicted model, not a curated record